AUGUCCAAGGAAGAGCUAAGCAGAGAUUUCCAGAUGAUGGACCUAAUCACCUGGGAUCUGUCUUCCCCACAAUUGCCUUGGGAACUAGAUUAUAACAAGAGGGCAGUGCCCAUAUCGUGGGCAGAGAAAACAUCUGCUCAGAAAGCCAUUCUCCCUAUCCCCUGCCUCACUGUGCUCAUCGCCUCAUGGGGGUUAAUAGGGAAUAGUAUUAUCCUCUGGCUCCUAGGGUUCCAAAUUAAGAGGGGUCCCUUCACUGUCUACAUCCUCAAUAUGACCACUGCUGACUUCUUCUUCCUUUUCUGCCAUAUUGUGAAUAUUAUGGGGAAAUUGCUUUUUUCUCUUGAUUCAAACCCAGCAUUUUUGAUACUCACAGAAUUUUGUGCCUCUUUGAGUGAGAACUUCCUGGUGGCCAUGAGCAUGGAGCUCUGUCUCUCAGUCCUCUGCCCUGUUUGGUACCGAUGGAACCGUCCUAAGCUUGCCACUGCCAUCGUGUGCUCUCUCAUAUGGGUCCUGACUGCCCUGUUGUCUGGAACUGAAUACUUCCUUUGCAAACAUUCCUCCUCUUCCAACGGCUGUAAAGUGUUUAUCAGAAGUAAUCACAUGUGGCUGCUCCUGCUCUUCCUGCUGUAUGUGGUCAGCCUGACCCUGCUGUUCUGCAUCCAGUGCAGCAGAUGCCGCUGCCCCAAAUCCUCCAGCCUCUGGGUCCUGGCAGUCCUCAUCAUCCUUCAGCUCUUGCUGAGCAGUUUGCCUUUUGUAACAGGCCAAUUCAAUAGUGAAUUCAAAGUCAUGAUUCUUCAAAGUGAAAGUGACUUUAACUUAAUCCAUAGUGAGUCUGACAGUGUGAUUUUUGAAACUGAAGAUGAUGUUGACAUUCUCCUGUCUUGCCUGGAAAACAGCACUGAGCCUUUCACGUACUUCUUCAUGAGCUGCUGUAAAAAAAGGAGAGCGAGGGAGUCCUUUAGGAUGCUUCUCCAGAGGACCUUGAUGGAUGAGGAAGAACUGGAAUGGGGCACAGAAAUAUUCUGUGAGUCUCCUGGGCUUGUCACCCUGACUCUGAGGACACUGGACAGGUCUUCGGAGGAACCCAUGACAGGUGACACUACUCCAUGA
Messenger RNA from Phascolarctos cinereus (koala), 1110 nucleotides. RefSeq names its product mas-related G-protein coupled receptor member X1-like. Gene Ontology annotation, molecular function: G protein-coupled receptor activity. The record is from RefSeq and is a predicted model, not a curated record. NCBI's taxonomy places the organism in Eukaryota, Metazoa, Chordata, Mammalia, Diprotodontia, Phascolarctidae. Gene Ontology annotation, cellular component: plasma membrane. Gene Ontology annotation, biological process: G protein-coupled receptor signaling pathway.